This is a messenger RNA of Adineta ricciae, 816 nucleotides long. NCBI's taxonomy places the organism in Eukaryota, Metazoa, Rotifera, Eurotatoria, Adinetida, Adinetidae. The record is from the annotation of a GenBank genome assembly.
AUGAACUCUCGAACAUUAAAACGUAUUUCUAGUGUUCGUUUAAAAGCCCGGAGUGAAUUAAAGCCUGAAGAGUGGGAACAACAUCAUUAUUAUUACGACCAAAAUGUGGUAUCUUGUUUCAAAAAUCAAAUCGAACGAAUCGACGCACGAAAUAUUACACGCGAAGAGUUCAUUGAAAAGUAUGAACGACCAGCAAAACCAGUCAUUAUUCAGCAUUUAAUCGACGAUUGGCCAGCAUUCGAAAAAUGGACAGUUGAAAAACUAGGAAGAAAAUAUCGAAAUCAACGUUUCAAAGUUGGUGAAGAUGAUGAUGGCAAAUCAGUGAAAUUAAAGAUGAAAUAUUUUCUUGAUUACGCAUCGAAUAAUCAUGAUGAUUCGCCAUUGUAUUUAUUUGAGUCAAGUUUCGGUGAACAUCCGAAAAAGAAGCGUUUAAUCGAUGAUUAUGAUGUUCCCGAAUAUUUUACUGAAGAUUUAUUCCAGCUCGUCGGUGAACAUCGACGACCGCCUUAUCGUUGGUGGUGCAUUGGACCACAACGUUCUGGUACUGGCAUACAUAUUGAUCCAUUGGGCACGAGUGCGUGGAAUGCACUCAUUUCGGGACACAAACGUUGGUGCAUAUUUCCUCCAUCAACACCACGUGAAUUACUCAAGCCGACGUCGAGUGAUUCACCGAAAAAUAAAGAUGAAGGUAUUACAUGGUUUAAAGUCAUCUAUCCACGUACGCAACUUAGUUCAUGGCCAAAGCAGUACCCUUGUCUCGAAGCGGUUCAAUAUCCUGGCGAAGUCAUAUUUGUACCCGGUAUGUCACAGCAGUAG